GUUACAGAGAUCUCUAGACCAUUCUCUGACAGAGGAGAGAAGGGCGAAGAGAACGUGACUAUGGCCGGCGGAGACGCCGGCGACGGAGACCGUACGCCGGAACUCCUAGGCCUGGUUCAUGAUAUCGCUGCAAUGUACGGCGGGGCAGCCUGUGGUUCUUCCUCCUCCUCCUCCGCCAUUGCUGCCAAUGCUGUGUUCAAGAAGGACUGCAUUGAUCUGGUUCGUCGGAUCUCACUUCUCUCCCAUUUGUUCGAGGAGAUUAGGGAUUUAAAGGCUGUUAAUUCUGCUGAGUUGGAUGCUUCCACUUCUUCCAAUGCAUCUGCCUCUUCCUGGUCCUCUGAUCUGGUGUUUGCUCUUCAAUCUGCUAAGCGCCUUCUAUGCGGCGCAAGUAACUUCCAUUCCAAUUGCAUUUCUGAUGAAGCUGCAAAGACUAUUGUCUUCCAAUUUCAGUGUGUGACAUGGAAAUUGGAGAAACUUUUGAGCAGAUUACCGUAUGACCAUUUGGACAUAUCAGAGGAAGUUAGAGAACAGGUGGAGUUGGUAAGAACACAGUUGAGUCGAGCCACUGAAAGAUAUGGAUCUAUAAUCUCAAACAUGUCAUCUUAUGACAUAUCCCAGCAACUGGCUGAAAACGUUAGUGAACGUAAUGGCAAACCUAGGAAUCAGUUGCAUAAGCAAAACAGCUGCCCUGAGUAUUUACUAAAACUGGACAACAUUCCUAAAAGCAAUGGAGGGAAGAGAUGCAGCACAUGUCAAGCAAGUCUUCAAUUGGAAAGGGCGAGGAGCAUCCCUGCCUCUUCGGAGGCUUCCUUAUCAAAUGUGAUUCAUCCUGAAAGUCAAGCUACUUCCAAGAAGAAGGGUCCAACCGGAGUUAAAACACCUGAAGCUAUUGUUAUUCCAGAAGAUUUUCUUUGCCCAAUAUCAUUGGAAUUAAUGAAGGAUCCUGUUAUUGUGGCCACAGGCCAGACAUAUGAGCGGUCUUACAUACAGAGAUGGAUAGCUUGUGGAAAUGUAACUUGUCCUAAAACUCGCCAGAAGUUGGAAAAUUUAAACCUAACACCAAAUUAUGUUUUGAGGAGCCUUAUCAAUCAGUGGUGCUUAGAUAACAACUUUGAGCAGCCGAGAGGACUAGCCCAUGGCAAGCUAAAACAGAGUGAUGGAUCAUUUAGAGAUGUUACGGGUGACUUGGCCACCAUUGAGGCUCUGGUCUUGAAGCUAUCCAGCCAUUCCAUUGAGGACUGUAGAGCAGCGGUCACUGAAAUCCGAUCACUUUCCAAGCGGAACACAGACAAUAGAAUACUAAUUGCUGAAGCUGGAGCGAUUCCGGUUCUGGUCAACCUGUUAACGUCAGAAGAUGUAUUGACACAAGAGAAUGCAGUUACUUCAAUUCUCAACCUCUCGAUAUAUGAAAACAACAAGGGACUUGUAAUGCUUGCGGGUGCCAUCCCAUCAAUUGUGCACGUUCUUAGAGUUGGAAGCAUGGAAGCAAGAGAGAAUGCUGCAGCAACCCUUUUUAACUUAUCAUUUCCGGAUGAGAACAAAAUAAUAAUUGGUUCCUCAGGAGCUUUCCCCCCUUUGAUAGAAUUGCUCCAAAAUGGCAGCCCUAGAGGGAAGAAGGAUGCAGCAUCAGCAUUAUUCUACCUAUGCAUCAGUGAAGGGAACAAGGGUAGGGCCGUUAGAUCAGGGAUCAUCCCUGCAUUGUUGAAGAUGCUUGCGGAUUCCAGAAAGUCAAUGGUCGAUGAAGCCCUAACAAUAAUGUCAGUUCUUGCCAGCCACCAAGGGGCAAAGGUUGCUAUUGUAAACGCUGGCACUAUGCCUGUUUUGAUUGAUCUUUUGAGCACAGGUCUGCCUCGACACAGAGAGAAUUCAGCCGCCAUUUUAUUUUCCUUGUGUAAGAGAGAUGCUAAUAAUCUUGCUUGUUUACGCACUCUUGGUGGUGUCAAGCCAUUGACUGAACUUGCUCUCAGUGGCACUGAGAGGGCUAAACGGAAGGCCACUUCAUUAUUGGAAUAUAUUCGCAAGUCCCAGGAGCUCUGAAUGGUCUAGCGUUGUGGUGAGGGCUUUCGGCUUCUAUUCUUCUGAUUAUUUCACAUAAUGUUCGGUCUUUUUCUUGGGUUUGCAAACCGAUCAUACAGAGGCUGACAUUUAAAAUUACAGCAGCCUCGUUGAUUCAUUAAAUUCCUUGCUUGUUUCGUUCUUUUUAACCUGCCCUCUAUGUAACGGGCGUGUAAAUAACUUAAUUGAUGCCUUGUUCUCUCACAAAGUUAUAACUGAAAUUGCUGUUCUCCUCUUUA
This is a messenger RNA of Neltuma alba, 2294 nucleotides long. RefSeq names its product U-box domain-containing protein 11-like. The coding region runs from base 61 to 2037 and encodes 658 amino acids. The transcript has 4 exons. NCBI's taxonomy places the organism in Eukaryota, Viridiplantae, Streptophyta, Magnoliopsida, Fabales, Fabaceae. Gene Ontology annotation, biological process: protein ubiquitination. Gene Ontology annotation, molecular function: protein binding; ubiquitin-protein transferase activity. The record is from RefSeq and is a predicted model, not a curated record.